AUGGGGACCCACUUUAGGUACCCCAACUCAAUUGAUUGACGUCUCGAAAUUCAUUUUGGCCACCCAACUCUUUCCCAGAACAAAAUAAAAAGCUCAACGAUACCGACACUCCCAUUCGAAUAUUCCCUCACGAGAACCCUCUCUGUUUUGUCGUCGCAAUUUUCAUAAAUAAGCAUCAUGGCUUCUAGAGUCCUGCUUAGCGGGGCCCGAAGCAUCUCGGCCGCCGCCCCGCGCGCUACACGAAGCUUCCACGCGACAGCUCGAACGCUGGCUGAUGCGACGGCACCCUUACCUGUUCGUAAGCCUGUUGGCGCUUUCCGUGGAGGACUCUUCGGAUUCCUUCUCGGCUCGACGCUCGCUGGUGGUGGUAUUUACGGCUACGUCCUACGCGAAUACAAGGCCUCAAACGAACUACUAACGGAGGACAUCUAUGCUCUCCAGGCAGCUUGCCAACGAUUGAACACGUACGUCCAGCAGCUAGAAGAGAAGAUGGAUGCUGCGGAACGAAAAAAGAAAUGAAUAAUGAGGUGGACGAGCGAAUGAGGGUUUGAAUGGACUGGAUGGAUGGCGAGGAUAUUAAUGGUGUAGGAAUAGGCGAUAUCGUUACACGCAUUUUCUCGACAUGCUCUUCAAAAAGAACAACAUUAAAAUUUUGUCUGGUAGCCAGGAGUUAAAAGCAUUUGAUGGCAAAAACUGUACAGAAACAUUGCGCAUUUCGUACAUAUAAUAGUUUCUGUUGGGGCCUUGGAAUGAUGGAUUUUCUCAUCCCACUCGAUUUCUUGGUCUUGAAGGCUGUAAAUACAGAGAUGAUGCCGCUCUCCCUGAAGAACUCUACAUUCGAUUCAUCUAUUGUUGGCU
Molecule: messenger RNA, 858 nt
Organism: Hypoxylon trugodes
Lineage: Eukaryota; Fungi; Ascomycota; Sordariomycetes; Xylariales; Hypoxylaceae
Exons: 4
Coding region: 178-519 (113 amino acids)
Source: RefSeq, a predicted model, not a curated record